Messenger RNA from Colletotrichum destructivum, 2820 nucleotides. RefSeq names its product Putative FCP1 domain, HAD superfamily protein. NCBI's taxonomy places the organism in Eukaryota, Fungi, Ascomycota, Sordariomycetes, Glomerellales, Glomerellaceae. Bases 669 to 2213 code for a protein of 514 amino acids. Gene Ontology annotation, molecular function: phosphoprotein phosphatase activity. The record is from RefSeq and is a predicted model, not a curated record. The transcript has 3 exons.
CUUCCCUGUCCAUCUCAACCAUUAACCACCCAUUCAUUGCGCGCCCUACCGCAUCCCGGCCGCCUCAAUACCUCCAACUCCCGAGAGCCCGACUGUCCCUUUCCCUCUGCAGCAUACUCAACUUUCCUCCUCUCUGAUCUGACACCUCACACACGGCCUAGUCGUCAGGUUUGCGCUGACGGCCACAACUCGCUUUUUAGUGUUCGUUAGCACCAGACGGACGAACCUUUUUUUGCCAGCGCCACCACUUCGCGCUUGAUUACUUUUACUUUACUUGGGCCUCGUUAUUCGUCCAUGGCGAGCUGAGUGUUGCCGCUCCUUGCACUUCGACUCUGGACCUGGGGGGGAAACAUCUGGCCAACCCACGACCUGGAACUCUUUCGGGACCAUCGCAGACUCGAUUCCCCACCAUCAGCAAUCUGCCCUCCCGAAUCGAACCUCAGCGACGAACGGACAGACGAUUGGCAUCCGUUCACUCUUUCCCUUCGACUGCGUCCUUCGCUGCUGCACGACGCCCGCUUCCCCUGACGCGACUGUUAGCCCAUCGUAUACUCUGUCGCGCGGAACGUCUGGAACAUUCCUGGCCACCGAUACCACCCCUUACUACCGAACCCCCGACCUCUCCUGGCCUUUUUUGUCCCCGUUUCGCUAUCCGUCGUCGAGCCUUCAUGCCUCAUGGAUUGUACAUGCUGUCAAAGAUGAACUCCCUGAACAUCAUCACCUCUCGCGUCUCUCCGCCGCCGAGCCCGGUUGCUUCGCGAUCUAACUCCAUCAGCUCCCUGGGUUUAGCCGUACAAUCUGACGACCAGCGCGGCGGCGAAAGCGCAGAGAACCACGGCGACGAUGACCAAGACGACGAGACGUUUCCGCUCGAGAAGUCCGCCUUCGAGCAGCGCAACGACAGCCAUGGGAUGGACCUCGCCAGCGAAGCAACACCGUUGAUAGGCGAAUCGACAAACCCGAGCUUGAGGUCGACCACAUGGCACUCCCUGCCGCGGCGCAUCGCUGCCGGUUUCAUCAACUCGCUCCGCUGGGUCUUGUCCAUAUUGGCCGUCCCGGGCGUCUAUCUGAUCUCAUGUUUGUGCGACGAACGAGGAAACUUUGCGCCCUUCUUUCAGUUUAAAAAGCUGUUGGGAUUUCACGACGGAAACGGGAAGCUUGCGACAGACUACCCUGACGCCAUGGACGAAAAGUCUGGUCGCCAGGGAAGUGCUGGAUAUGGAGGCGUUACUUACUCGAGGCCAAUGGGAUCCUCUGGGUCUUCUUCGUCAGGUGUAUCUUCGGAAUCGGAAUCGGAUGCAGACCGCCAACGCCGGGGUUCUUCUAGUCGGCACUCCCGCUCGAAAUCCGCUUCCGAGGAGAUUGCGCCUGCACGGAGAUCCAUACGCAUAAAACUACACAGCGAUGAUGCCCUGCCUCAGCGUAAGCAUAGGAAGACGCAAUCUGCAGCAGCACGCUCCAAAGGCAACGGCGAACCCGGCUCCUCCGACAUAUCCGCACAGCUCAAGUCGCCGACAUCUCCUGCUGGCGCGCUGACCCGUUAUCCUAAGACGCCGGCCCCGCCUCGCCCCUUGAUUCCUCGCAGACAGCCUUCGUACCUCAACCUUGAACCUUCGACCGACCCCAAAUACCAGAAGACGCUAAUUCUGGACCUCGACGAGACUCUGAUUCACAGCAUGUCCAAGGGGGGACGCAUGAGCACCGGGCACAUGGUUGAGGUCAGACUGAGCCAGACCUACGUGGGCGCCGGAGGACAAACGUCUAUCGGACCGCAGCAUCCUAUUCUCUACUGGGUCAACAAGCGCCCGCACUGCGAUGACUUCCUGCGCCGGGUUUGCAAAUGGUACAAUCUAGUUGUCUUCACAGCUUCGGUUCAAGAAUAUGCAGAUCCCGUCAUUGACUGGUUGGAAGCCGAGAGGAAGUUUUUUUCGGCGCGAUACUACCGACAGCACUGCACAUUCCGGCAAGGAGCCUUUAUCAAAGACCUCAGCUCGGUUGAACCAGAUUUGAGCAAGGUUAUGAUCUUGGACAAUAGUCCGUUGAGUUAUAUGUUUCAUCAAGACAAUGCGAUUCCUAUCCAAGGGUGGAUCAACGAUCCGACGGACAACGACCUCUUGCACCUGGUGCCACUGCUCGAAGGUUUACAGUAUGUUUCGGACGUGAGGGCGCUACUUGCAUUGCGCGGAGGCGAGGACGGUCAGCACAUGGCGUAGAGUUUGGGUCUGUAGAAGGAACUUUGGUGUACUGGCAUGGGAACAACGAGGCGAACACCGACGGCUUCAACUACGUGGUGUAGGUCUGUAUUAAUAUUUUGAUAAAGUGACGGGAGACAAGUAGUUCUUGUGGUGGUACGACGUGUCGUCGGCACGGCUCUGCAAAGCUUCAAGAACACAUGCCAGGGCACCAGCCUUUUAGCGAUUGCCAAAGUCCACACCAAAAGUUGUCGCGUAUUUGUAAGACAGUACUGCAGCGUUUGGCACUCGGUAGAUGGCGAAUAUUGUUUCUGGUCAGUGUUGACAUUGAACGUCUGCCAGCCCGGCGACACGUCCGUUUGUCUCUGUUCUCUAUGCGCCCGGGCUUGAUUAACGUGGGACCUGAAGAGGGCGACUCUGACGAACUACAUAACAUGCGGGAAUGAUACAAUGCAUACGUAAGGGUCCCAGUCGCUGGAGCUACAUCCAGAAGCUAUCUGCGUUGGCGGCAGUUGAGGCGCAGCCCGAAUGGGCCCGACAUGGUGGAUAUGAUACAGAAUGGACUGGCGACAAGGUGAAUCUGCCUUGGCCGUAGUAGGCAAGAAACGAAAUCCCAUCUGUACCACCU